Molecule: messenger RNA, 1138 nt
Organism: Tripterygium wilfordii
Lineage: Eukaryota; Viridiplantae; Streptophyta; Magnoliopsida; Celastrales; Celastraceae
Product: xanthoxin dehydrogenase-like
Exons: 2
Coding region: 100-969 (289 amino acids)
Biological process (GO): abscisic acid biosynthetic process
Cellular component (GO): cytosol
Molecular function (GO): xanthoxin dehydrogenase (NAD+) activity
Source: RefSeq, a predicted model, not a curated record
CUAUACCCACACAAACAUAUCAGAACUUGUGUUGCAAAGGAAAACACAUCCACCUUCUAUUUUGUGCAAAAGAAAUUGAGCCCAAAGGAGAAGUUCAUUAUGCCUAUCACCACGACAACAACAAGAACCAAUGGUGUUGAUUCUUCCCUCCCUAGCCAAAGAUUAUUAGGAAAAGUGGCAAUCGUCACCGGUGGAGCAUCUGGUAUUGGAGAGGGAAUUGUGCGUUUGUUUCACCAACAUGGCGCAAAAAUAUGCAUCCUUGAUGUACAAGACAAGUUAGGACAACAAUUGUGUGAAUCACUCUCCAAUGACAACGACUCAAACAAUAUUUGUUACAUACGUUGUGAUGUCUCAAAUGAGGACGAGGUUAGUCACGCCAUCGAGUCCACAGUCAAAAAAUUUGGUACUCUUGACAUUAUGGUCAACAACGCUGGCGUUAUGGAACCACCAAGUCCAGACAUCCGAGACUUCAACCUACAAAAGUUUGAGAAGACGAUGAGCAUAAAUGCGAAAGGAACAUUCAUCGGAAUGAAGCAUGCAGCGCGUAUUAUGAUCCCGAACAAGAAGGGUACAAUAAUUUCUACUUCUAGUAUGUCCAGCGUAAUUGCAGGCGUAGCACCGCACGCGUACACCGCGUCCAAGCAUGCUAUUGUAGGGCUUACACAAAACGUUGCAGCUGAAUUGGGAAAACAUGGGAUCCGAGUGAAUUGUGUAUCUCCAUAUGGAGUUCCAACUCCAUUGGCCUUAAGUCACAUGGCUAAAGAGCAAGUAACUGAUGAGGUCAUAGCCGGGUUACAAAAGAUGACUACAAUGCUGGGUAAUUUACAAGGUGUGGAUCUAACUGUGGAUGACGUUGCCAAUGCUGUGCUUUUCUUGGCAAGUGAUGAUGCUAAGUAUGUUAGUGGGACUAAUUUGGUGGUUGAUGGUGGCUUUUCAUCUGUGAAUCACUCAUUUGGAUUCUUUAGAUGAGCAAAUAAGGGCAGUGUUUUGUGUCUUAUUUUGGUAAAAUAAAAGUCAUAUUUGUAUCCUCACCUAUAUAUGGAUGAUUGAUUUCAUCCUCUAUUUCCUUGUUACCCGUUGUUUUUUCUUUCUUUCUUAUGUCCUAUUGUACUAUUGUUCUCGGUUCUUUAUAAAUAAA